GCUCCUGCUUGUUCUGCAAGAAAAGGGUUAACCCAGCCUGGUAGGGAUCUGCCCCCUGAGUGUUAUCUGGGUGGGGGCUCUUUCUUAUCUCCCGGGGGCAGGAGUCACAUGGGAGAAGCACUGAGUGGGGAGUGUGAGUGAGGGCUCCAUUCAACAUGUGCCAGAGAGUCGUAACUGUCACCCUCCUCAUCCUCAUCUUUUGCAGACUGAAGACUCCAGUAGGUUCUUCUGGGCCAAACCAUUUGCUUUCCCAGGAUGUGUUCCUCAAGUGCCUGUUUGUGGCGGAUCCCAUGCCUAUCAAGCCGGGGGCCCUGAGGGUGCGUUGGGAGCACAAUGGCAGGACGUUAGUGCGGUUCCACCAUGGGGAACUUGUGGUUUAUGAGCCCCGGGCACGGUUUUCCCAAGCAGAGGUUGAGAAGGGAAAUGUUUCUCUCACCCUGACCAACGUGACUCUGAGGGACAGCGGCCAAUACAUCGGCGCAAUUCACUAUGGAGUUAGCCAAGUGCAAUGUGGCUUCACCCUGACCGUGCAAGAACAGAACCAAAUCAGCCUCGUGACACUUUCUGCCCCAGAACACGCAGCUCUGGCCGCCGCCCACAAAGCUACAGACCCAACCCACCUGCCCCUGGGGGGGUCGGACCAUGAAGAGGCCCCGGUUGGCACCAACGUCACUUUGCGCUGCAACUUCACAGCAGACCCCGGCGUGGGGCUGGGCGACCUCUCUGCCCAUUGGAUAAAGGACGGGGACACCAUAUUCUUUGUAAACAAAACCUACACUUACCCCAAAAGUGUUGGGGCCCACAUUAAGGAGGAGCUACAGAAAGGGGAGGCGUCUCUGCCCCUGAGCGAUGUCACCAAGGAGGAUGCUGGGAAAUAUACCUGCGCCAUAAAGUAUGGCACCAAGUGGGGGUCACUGAGUAUCACUCUCCGAGUCCUGGGUGGCACAGACGGGCAGAGGAGUGAGGGUCCCAGUAUGACACAUGGGGCAGGAGGGGCAAUGGCCGCCUGGUGUGCUGCCCUCCUGCUGCUCUUUGGCUACAGGCCAUGAGGUACCUACCUGCCCAGUGCUGCCCUUACAGCGUCUAUAGAACAAUCCAUCCCGACCUUCCGCCGCCAUCUACAACUCCUUGACCUCCUCCUGCCGCUGCCACUGGGCCCGGACUGGCAAAUUGUGGCUCUGGCAAAUGCCAAGGGGGCUGUAAGGUGCCAUAGACAGUCACUAUGUAUUGGGCCCUCGCCCAUCUAACGCUGCCAUAGUGCCACUCCCACUAAUGGGCAAGUGCAGGAGGGCAGCUAUUAAUCUACCCCAGCCCCAUGCUGGUAUUACCCCCUCCAAUAGGCAAAAUAAGUGAGUGUCUGUACCUUUAAGAGAUUGUGUGUGCAGUCAGUAUCCACAAAGGGGAAUAUUUGGGUCUAUUAACCCUUGGGAAGGAGGUCACAUGACAGACGGGGCAGGGCACUGAGGGGUUAAACAGUAUCACAUUCUGGCGGGACAAGAGCAAAACAUCUCAUGUCUCGUCUCCCCUUUAUCUCCCUCUCACAUCUGCCUGUGUUUUCCCUCUCCCUCCUGUCUCCUCCCCAGUGUGUGUUGUGCCACUUUCUGCCCCAGAGCAUGCUGGGAAGGGGCCCAAGCUAUACAUUACACACAGUAAUGUGAGACCCCCCUAUUGGUUGUUGUUCCUUUAUAUUCCUCUUUAAUUUGCCGUGUAUACAGCCAAUGAUUAGGUGCCUUGCAGCACGAAACGCGUUGUAUUUUCUUCUUGACUAUUUCACCUACUGGGUUAUUCCGGAAAUUAAAGCUCGUUGGUUAUUUUAUUAAAGAGACUUUCACCUGUCUGUGGGUGGGACACCCCCUUAUUGAUCUAUAGCCCCAAUGUGUGUCCCCAAUAUAGACAAGCCUAAGGCAGUAAUGGGUUAAUACUUAUUAUAAGAAUAUGGUUUGAAUGUUUGAGAGUGAAAAGUCUGGCAGGCACCCCUGCACCCCUGCACCCCUGCACCCCUGCACCCCUGCACCCCUGCACCCCUGCACCCCUGCACCCCUGCACCCCUGCACCCCUGCACCCCUGCACCCCUGCACCCCUGCACCCCGGCACCCCUGCACCCCGGCACCUCUGCACCCCGGCACCUCUGCAUCCCUGCACCCCGGCAACCCGGCUCCCCAGCACCUCUGCACCCCGGCACCUCUGCACCCCAGCACCCCUGCACCCCAGCACCCCUGCACCCUUGCACCCCGGCACCUCUGCACCCCUGCACCCCUGCACCUCUGCACCCCGGCACCCCUGCACCCCGGCACCUCUGCACCCCGGCACCUCUGCACCCCGGCUUCCCCGGCACCCCGGCACCUCUGCACCCCUGCACCCCGGCUCCCCAGCACCUCUGCACCCCUGCACCCUGCACCCCUUGGGGAUAAUAGACAGUAAUAACAACAGAUGUAUUUGCAAUUAACCCAUUUGCCUGUGGAAGUUACUGAAUAUUUUGCUUCCAAUAGAAAUAAAUAAAGGCCAAUAAAAGCAUAUAAAGCCGUUCCUGUGUUACCCUGAAGCCCCCCCGUAUCACAUGGUGUUGCCCCGGCCGGGGGGCUAUAGAGACGGCUUCCACUUCUGACCAAUAAACUGACUUUCUGAGA
Messenger RNA from Xenopus tropicalis (tropical clawed frog), 2627 nucleotides. RefSeq lists its product as uncharacterized. Gene Ontology annotation, biological process: regulation of immune system process; signal transduction. The record is from RefSeq and is a predicted model, not a curated record. Lineage: Eukaryota; Metazoa; Chordata; Amphibia; Anura; Pipidae. Gene Ontology annotation, cellular component: plasma membrane. The coding region runs from base 156 to 1049 and encodes 297 amino acids. The transcript has 6 exons.